GGGCAAUGAGGUAAUCCGGAUUGUUUCAAAAAUUUCGAAGAAAACGUGGGAAUCUAGAUGCCCAAUUGCCCACGUUUAGAAUUCCCAAUAACCUUACGAGAUUACCUCAAACCAAAUGCUCUUGAGAAAUGAAAACCACUCCUGCUCAUGCUAAAUGUUGAUUGUUUAUAUCUCUGUAACUUCUCUAUUCUUGCACUUUCCCUUCUUUGCAUUCCACAAUAGGUUGCUGUGCUCACUCGCUCUUUACUGCUCGCCCCCUUUUCUUCUGCCCAAAAAAGAAUUCACUGGGGAAAUAAAGAUGUCUAGGUUUCGUUCACUAUUGCAAGCUUCCCUUACUGCAACAAAAAGAGCACUUACAUGGAACCUUGAAGACUUAAUUCCUCCGAGUGAAAGAUAUAUUUUCAAUUUCAAUUCGAAGGAUGAACUGAAAAAGUGGCAUUUGUAUUCAGAUUCUGAAUAUGGAGGUCUUUCAUCUGCAUCUCUGGAGAUUAAAGAUACUACUAAUGGAUCUAGCACUGUUGAUCUUUCAUCUGCAUCUCUGGAGAUUAAAGAUACUACUAAUGGAUCUAGCACUGUUGGGGUAUUUUCUGGGAACCUCUCUUUGGAUGUUGCCGAGGGUUCAAAAUGGAAUAUGACUAGAAGUGGCUUUUGCGGAAUGCGGUCUAAAAAGUUUGAUGGCUUCAUCGAUUUGGACGCAUAUGACACAAUAGCACUCAAACUCAAAGGAGACGGGAGGUGCUACAUCUCUACUAUUUACACACAGAAUUGGGUGAAUUCUCCUGGGCAAGAGGAAGAUAACUCAUGGCAAGCAUUCGUGUUUGUACCUAAAGACAGCUGGUACAUAGCUAAAAUACCCCUUUCCAGGUAUGCGCCAACGUGGAGAGGGAACUUAAUCAACGCGGAGAUGGAGAUGAAUCCUUCUCGAGUUCUUGGCAUGUCUCUAUCUGUCAAUGCUGAAGGCGGAGUGCCAGGCGCAAAGUCUGGGGCGGGCGAUUUUCAUGUGGAAAUUGAUUGGAUCAAAGCCUUGAGAACAGAAUGAGCAAGACUGAAGUAACUUUCAGAACUGGGAAACUGGAGUUGCAAGGAAAGGAUGAAACUUCAAUAUUUAUGUUUCCUUUCAUAUGCACUCCAUUUUGUGAUAGCAAUAAAAUAGAUGGUUGAGGAUUUUUUUUUUUUUUUUUUUUUUUUGGACUAUUGUGUUUACACAUGUAAAUCCAAGAUUCAAUUUUGAUUUGCUUUGGGAUAUAAAAACAGCCCAAAAAUAAUUUUACAAAG
Molecule: messenger RNA, 1275 nt
Organism: Ipomoea nil (Japanese morning glory)
Lineage: Eukaryota; Viridiplantae; Streptophyta; Magnoliopsida; Solanales; Convolvulaceae
Product: probable complex I intermediate-associated protein 30
Exons: 9
Coding region: 155-1039 (294 amino acids)
Biological process (GO): mitochondrial electron transport, NADH to ubiquinone; mitochondrial respiratory chain complex I assembly
Cellular component (GO): mitochondrion
Source: RefSeq, a predicted model, not a curated record